AUGCUCAUUUUGUUGUUUUUAAUUCAUUUGGCAUUUUCUCAACCUCCUCAAGACGAAUCCGAUUCUGAAGAUUCGGAUACUACUUCUUCAUCACCACACGAUUACCCAACAAUUUCAACACAAAGCGUCCGUCCAAAAACUACAACUAAACACUAUACACACAGAAGACCACAUUACACUACACCUCAACAACAAUCUCCACAAACACAACACCUUUCAAAAUGGCAAAAAAGAAGGCAAAAGAAAGGAGUCACUCGGCAGAGUUUAUUUCCCGAAGGAGAUCCAAGUGCUCCAUUUGCCCCGUUAACAAAACAAGAACCAACCCCAAUUGAUUUUCCAACCGAAAGUGGGUUACUUCCAUCUACAAUAUAUAAACUUCAAAAUUAUGAACUUUGCAGAUUUUACAAGAGGACGAAUAGAAAACUGGAGUUGAUGGUUUUCACACAAUUUUGGCCAGGUCAAAAAUGUAUUGAAGAUAAAUGUUCUUUACCAAUGAAAACAACGAAAAUCGAAGAAGGGUUUAUGCUUCAUGGAUUAUGGCCCCAACUGGAAAUCAACAGAAAUUAUGUGUGCUGUCUUGUCGAUAUCAAUGAUAUCAUGGUUGAACAAAAAAUGAAAGAAAAUACAGAACUUCUGACUUUAAUUAGAAACAAGUGGAUGUCUCUACAAAGGUGUCGAUUUGCAAUUUAUCAGUUUGAUAAGCAUGGAACUUGUUCAAUGACACAUUAUACUGGCGAAGAUGGUCCUUUAGAUUAUAUGAGAGUUGCUAUUUAUCUUAAGGAUCAGAUCGAUAUUUGGCAAAUUUUAAAAGAUAGCAGAUUGAGAGUUGAGACUGAAAAGUUGUAUGAUAAAAACGAACUUAAGAAUAUAAUAAAAGAAACUUAUGGCGCUGAACCAGCUUUCUAUUGUGUUGAUACUAACAAAGUAUUGGAAUUGAGAGUUUGCUAUGACAUAUCUGAAGAUAAGUUUCACCCCAAACCACGAAGUUGUCAAAGAACAAUAUACAAAAGAGAUGAAGAAACAUGUGAACGCAUGGUCAUGUUUAGGGAGUUUCCAAAAUAUCUAUUAGACCCUAUUACAGCACCAAGAAAUAACUGUGAGUAUUAA
Entamoeba invadens IP1 is the source of this 1107-nucleotide messenger RNA. Its product is annotated as ribonuclease 3 precursor, putative. The transcript has a single exon. Gene Ontology annotation, molecular function: ribonuclease T2 activity; RNA binding. Gene Ontology annotation, biological process: RNA catabolic process. NCBI's taxonomy places the organism in Eukaryota, Evosea, Mastigamoebida, Endamoebidae. Gene Ontology annotation, cellular component: extracellular region. The record is from RefSeq and is a predicted model, not a curated record. Bases 1 to 1107 code for a protein of 368 amino acids.